CACCGUCGUUCGUCGUUCGUCGUUCGUCGUCGUCGUUGUGUGCUGGUUGCUUCACCUCGCUCACACGCCACCACCACCCGCCCACGCUGCUUGUGCUUCGUGGCCUCCGUCGCUGCUGCCGUCGCUGCCGUCGCUUUGACUUGGUCGCUUGACUUGGUCGCUGACCUGCUGCUCACUCAAUCCCUCCCUCGCCGUGUGACCUUCGUCGGCGUCACCCAGUACUGCUGCUGCUGCCGCUGCCGUGUCCUCACCGGCUGUGCGCUUCCUCACGAGAGCUGCACAUACGCACAGACUGACACACCUCUGCAUCAACAACAAGGACUUCCAAUCACAUACACAACCACAGCAUACACCCUACUCAACACAACCCACAAAGAUGGGCAUUUGUAUGAGUGCGGAACAGAAAGCUGCUGCGGCACGUAGCGCAGCGCUUGACAGACAGCUCGACCAAGACAGAGCCGCCGCCAGCAAAACCAUCAAGUUGUUGCUGCUUGGUGCCGGUGAAUCUGGGAAGAGCACGCUGGUGAAGCAGAUGAAGAUCAUUCAUGGUGACGGCUUCACCCAGGAGGAGCUGCGCAGCUACAGACCAACCAUCGCAGACAACCUCGUGCACUCCAUGCGCGCCGUGCUGGAGGCCAUGGGUGCGCUGUUCAUUGACCUCGGCGACCAGGCCAACCGCGUCCACGCCAAGGCCGUCCUCACAUAUGUCGAGUCAGGCUCGCAAGGGCAGCUCACCCCGGAACUCACAGCGGCGCUCAAGAGCCUCUGGGCCGACUCCGGUGUCCAAGAGUGCUUCCGGCGAUCAAACGAGUACCAGCUGAACGACUCUGCGGAAUACUUCUUCAACAGCAUCGACCGCAUCUCCUCUCCGAGCUACAUGCCCACAGAGCAGGAUGUGCUGCGUGCGCGUGUGCGAACGACGGGCAUCAUCGAGACCAAGUUUACGCACCGGGACCUGACGUACCGCAUGUUUGAUGUUGGCGGGCAGCGGUCUGAGCGGCGCAAGUGGAUCCAGUGCUUUGACGAUGUCACUGCCGUCAUCUUUGUCGCCGCCCUCAGCGGUUAUGACAUGAAGCUCUACGAGGACCAGGAGACAAACCGGAUCCACGAGAGCCUGACGCUGUUUGAUGCCAUCUGCAACAACAAGUUCUUCCUCAACACAGCCAUGAUCCUUUUCCUGAACAAAACGGAUCUGUUUUCGCAAAAGAUUGCGCGAACGCCGCUGUCGCAGUACUUCCCCGAGUACGACGGCCCGCCCAACGACGCAGCAGCCGCCCGCAAGUUCAUUCUCUCCAAGUUCCUCGCCCUCAACAGAAACCCAAAGAAGACCAUCUACGAGCACUUCACCUGCGCAACAGACACAAGCAACAUCCGACACGUCUUCGACUCUGUCAGCGACAUCAUCAUCGAGAGGAACCUCAACCAGGCUGGCCUUGGCAGCAUGCCCGUCAUGUAAUCUGUUGACCGCCAGUCCUGCACGUGUGCGUAUCGUGGUGGUGGCUGUGAUUUCUCCCGCUCACUACCACCACCACCACCACCACCACCACCACCACGCACAUAACACCCCCCCCCCUUGCUCUCUCUCUCUGUCCCUUUGACUACUCUACCUCCUUCUCUCAGCUAUUGUCGUGCGUGCGUGCGCAUGACAUGCAUGUGACGAUUGCACUUGUUGCUGUUUACCACAUGUUUUGCAGCGUGGUGCCAUGUUACUCGCCUUCCACCUCCGCCCUCCUUUUUUCCUUCUUCCGCUCGUCCAAAGCAUCAAGUGCACUCGCUUCUUAUGUCAACUGCCACUCUCUUCUUUCGUCUGCCCCUUCCCCCCCCCCAAUCUCAAUUCUUUUCCGUGCAUAAUGUACUCUGCUGUAAUCCACGCGCCACUUGCUUGCUGCUUGCACCUGCUCUCCCUCGUCCCUAUUCAAACCGCAUGCAACGUGUUGAGGAAGGGGGCGGUGCUUGCAACGGGAUAUUGCUCGCUGGCGUUUUUCUUCUUUCUGUCUUCCUGUUGCCACUGUCAGUGUUGGCUGCUGCCGCUUCUCGUUUCUGUCCUCCUUUCCCUCCCUUCUCUCCCUUUUGCUUGCUAGCCUGUGUUUGUGAUGUGUGCGCAUGUUUGUAUUGCUCGUUGAUACUCCUGCGCGUUGUUGUUGUGUGGCGUUGUUGUUGUGUGGUGUGGUGGUGUUGUUGUUCCUCUUGACGCUGUUCGUUCUUUUACAGAUAUGAAAUACAAUUCCCCGCACAUGUGCAAA
Salpingoeca rosetta is the source of this 2243-nucleotide messenger RNA. RefSeq names its product guanine nucleotide-binding protein G(o) subunit alpha. The coding region runs from base 377 to 1456 and encodes 359 amino acids. The record is from RefSeq and is a predicted model, not a curated record. NCBI's taxonomy places the organism in Eukaryota, Choanoflagellata, Craspedida, Salpingoecidae. The transcript has 7 exons. Gene Ontology annotation, biological process: adenylate cyclase-modulating G protein-coupled receptor signaling pathway. Gene Ontology annotation, molecular function: G-protein beta/gamma-subunit complex binding; GTPase activity; G protein-coupled receptor binding. Gene Ontology annotation, cellular component: heterotrimeric G-protein complex.